AAACAUUCCGUUUCCUCCCUGGCAUUGCCAAACUCUCCCCUAAAAUGACGGAAUCACCAACAAUCCGAUUCGGCAUGAUUGGAUGCGCCGAUAUAGCCCGCAAGAUUUCACGCGCCAUCGCGCUCGCUCCCAACGCAACACUUUAUGCCGUCGGAAGCCGCUCCCUCGACAAAGCCCGAAGAUUCGCCGCGGCUAACGGCUUCCCUGACGGUGCCAAGGUCUACGGUUCGUACGAGGCUGUUCUUGAUGACCCUGACGUUGAUGCAGUUUACAUGCCGCUCCCCACGAGCCUGCACGUGCGGUGGGCGGUGCUGGCAGCUCGCAAGAAGAAGCACGUACUGUUGGAGAAGCCUGUGGCUCUAAAUGCUGCUGAGUUUGACCAGAUAGUUGAAGCGUGCGAAUCCAAUGGAGUGCAGCUCAUGGACGGUACCAUGUGGAUACACCAUCCCCGCACUGCUUCGAUGAGGGAGUUCCUCUCCGAUGCCCACCGUUUUGGCCAGCUCAAAUCGAUUCACACCUGUUUUACAUUUGCUGCUGAUGCCGAUUUCCUUGAGAAUGACAUUCGUGUGAAACCAGACCUUGAUUCCCUUGGCUCUCUUGGUGAUGAAGGGUGGUAUUGUAUUAGGGCAAUCCUGUGGGCUGCCAACUACGAACUACCUAAAACUGUGUUAGCCUCGCCCAAGCCUGAGCUUAAUCAAGCUGGGGUGAUAUUGUCUUGUGGGGCUACUAUAUACUGGGAAGAUGGGAAAGUAGCAACCUUCUAUUGCUCCUUCUUGUCCAACUUGACAAUGGAUAUAACUGCUGUUGGUACAAAAGGAACUCUUCACGUGCAUGACUUCAUUAUCCCUUAUGAGGAGAAGGAGGCCACAUUUUAUGCAGCUUCAGAAUCAGGCUUUGAUGACCUUGUGACAAAGUGGGGUUCACAACCAAGCACGCAUAUAAUAAAAAAUGAAACCCCGCAGGAGGUCCUUAUGGUAAGAGAGUUUGCCCGUUUGGUGGCAGAUAUCAAUUCCAACAACUCGAAACCUGAGAAGAAGUGGCCAACAAUUAGUAGGAAAACUCAACUGGUAUUGGAUGCUGUGAAGGCUUCAAUUGAGAGGGGUUUUGAACCUGUUCAGAUUCAGGAGUGAGGUUAAGUACUGUUUCUGUGGCUUGGUACCAUCCGUGCUUGCGAAAUAAAAAUCUUUUGUUAUUAAUUUGUAAUAUUUAGCAAUUCACUCUUGCACUGUACUUGGAGGAGGGAUACAGGGUCUGUAGUCUUUACAAAACCGAAUAUCUUUUAAGUUCUUCAAGGAUGGUGACACUGAAUGAACUGAAUUACUAGUUCUAACAACUUCCUUACUGGUUUUCUAUAGUGAUGAUGGGAAUAAUUUUAUAGUUUAAUAUAUGAAUCACCAAAGUUGACAUUGUUU
This is a messenger RNA of Abrus precatorius (Indian licorice), 1412 nucleotides long. RefSeq lists its product as uncharacterized. The coding region runs from base 45 to 1130 and encodes 361 amino acids. The transcript is spliced from 2 exons. Gene Ontology annotation, molecular function: nucleotide binding. The record is from RefSeq and is a predicted model, not a curated record. Lineage: Eukaryota; Viridiplantae; Streptophyta; Magnoliopsida; Fabales; Fabaceae.